Molecule: messenger RNA, 1836 nt
Organism: Serinus canaria (Common canary)
Lineage: Eukaryota; Metazoa; Chordata; Aves; Passeriformes; Fringillidae
Gene: PLA1A
Product: phospholipase A1 member A
Exons: 11
Coding region: 43-1425 (460 amino acids)
Biological process (GO): lipid metabolic process
Molecular function (GO): carboxylic ester hydrolase activity; lipase activity
Source: RefSeq, a predicted model, not a curated record
CACAGCUGUUUUUCCCCUGCACAAUCCUUAUACUUGUACUGGAUGAACAGGAAGAUGGUUGAAGAUCCGAAGAGAAAACUGCUCAUGGUUCUUGCUCUCCUCUUGCUGCCCAGCUCAGCACAAACAGGGAAUACAGACAGACUCUCAGAGCAUCACUGCACAGACUUCCAGAGAGCCAACUUCCUACGGGGCAGCAAACUCAAGGUCCAGUUUCUUCUGUUCACUUCCUCAAGCCCCAGCUGUGGAGAGCUGAUUUCAGCUGAUGAUGACAUCAAGAACUGCAGCUUCAACAGCAGCCUGGACACCAAAAUCAUCAUCCAUGGCUUCAGGGCUUUGGGUACCAAACCUUCCUGGAUUGAAGGGCUUGUCCAAGCUAUACUGCACACCAGCCAGGUGAAUGUGAUCGCAGUGGACUGGGUUUAUGGGUCUACAGGAGACUAUCCCUCCGCAGUGGAAAAUGUCACACAGCUGGCCCUCGCCAUCUCACAGUUCAUCAGCAAGCUCCUGGCCCUGGGAGUCUCAGGGACAUCUAUCCACAUCAUUGGGGUCAGCCUGGGAGCACAUGUCGGGGGCCUGGUGGGGCACUUCCACGGCGGUCGCCUGGGACGGAUAACAGCCCUGGAUCCUGCAGGCCCUAAGUACACCAGAGCCCGCCCCGAGGAACGCCUGGAUCCUGGGGAUGCCCUCUUCGUGGAAGCCAUUCAUACUGAUGCUGACUAUUUCGGGAUCCGGAUUCCUGUAGGCCACAUUGAUUAUUUUGUCAAUGGAGGCAAAGAUCAGCCAGGAUGCCCCCGGUUCAUCUCUGCAGGCUACAACUUCCUGAUCUGCGAUCACAUGCGGGCCGUGCAUCUCUACAUCAGUGCCUUGAGCCACCCCUGUCCCAUCGUGGGCUUCCCCUGUGCAAGUCAUCAAGAUUUUCUAAAUGGUCAUUGCCUGGAUUGUGCAAAACCCUUCCUGUCCUCCUGUCCCAGAAUAGGCCUGCUGGAGCAGGCAGGUGUCAACAUGAGCAGGCUGCCCCAGGAAGUGAAAGUUUUUUUAAUGACCAGUCCUUCAGCCCCAUUCUGUGUCCACCACAGCCUGGUUGAGUUCCAGCUGCAGAAGAAAAGAAACAGAGUCACCAGCAUUGAGAUCAGUUUCAGCAGCAACAGCACCAAGGACACAGCAAAGAUCACCAUACCCAAGGACCAGGAGACAGGCAAACGGCUGCUGGCCCACCGAGUUCCCCUCUGCCAGAUAAACACUGUGACCCUCAAGUAUAUCCCCAAGAAUCUUUUUUGGAGCAAGGAUGAGCCAUUCAUUGUUGGCAAGCUCUGUGUAGCACCACUGCCUCUCAAUAGCAGCAGGACAAUGUCAUGUCUGCCCUGGAGCCUCACCCUCCCCAGCAAAACAGACAUCUCGUAUGACCGGCCUACUGCUUGUGCCUAGCUCUGCCUUCAGGACACACAGAACCAGAAAGGAGUCCUAAACCUAUUGCUGCUCUCUUCUCCCAGAUGAUACUUUCACUGUAAAACUGGAUGGGUUUUUUACUCCCUGCAUUAGGGGCAAGAUGUUAAGGAAAAGAAGUGCAUGACAGAUUGACAAAUACAAGGUUAACUGGUUACAGCAAAAUCCUCCAGUUAAAAGACUGGAAUGACACUUUAGUCUCACAGGUUCUGUACCCAGAUCUCAAAGUGAGACAGGAAAGUCAUUUAAUCUUGAGGCUUGAAUCUGUAUGAAAGAAGGAGUGGAUAAUAUAAUUAUUUUUAUAGUGGGAGUAUUAGUAUGAUUCAUUAGUGUUUUAUAUAUAAACUGUUCUGUAAUCUUCAUAUUAAAGGUGAGAGCUAUUAUUCUUCCUCA